Messenger RNA from Coffea arabica (coffee), 2822 nucleotides. Lineage: Eukaryota; Viridiplantae; Streptophyta; Magnoliopsida; Gentianales; Rubiaceae. The record is from RefSeq and is a predicted model, not a curated record.
AUGGUAUGGCUCACGUUUUGUCCUGGACGAUCGUUACUCGAGAGUUGUCUGGUAAAUGCAAUUGGGAAUUUUUCAGCAUUCCCUCGAGGACGGGUUGCAGCAUCAAACAUCUUCCGUAUAAUCAAUAGAGAGUCCAGGAUAGAUGCAUUCGAUUCCCACGGGAAGACUCUAGAUCAUGUUGAAGGAGAAAUUGAAUUUAGAAAUGUUUCUUUUAGAUAUCCAUCAAGAAGGAAUAUUGAAGUUCUUUCUAAUUUCUCAUUAACCAUAACCCAUGGCUCAAAAACUGCUUUAGUAGGAAAGAGUGGAUGUGGGAAGUCAACAGUGGUUAGUCUAAUACAACGGUACUAUGAUCCUGAUUCUGGUGGCAUUUUCAUAGAUGGCUUUGAUUUGAAGGAAUUAAGACUAGAACAUUUAAGAAAGAAGAUUGGACUUGUCAGCCAGGAACCAGUACUUUUUACUCUGUCCAUCAAGGACAACAUUACAUUUGGAAGGGACGAUGUGACAGAAGAAGAAAUAAGAGCUGCCAUAGCACUUGCCAAUGCUGAAAAGUUUCUCAAAGAGUUGCCUCAGGGACUUGACACAAUGGUUGGUGAAAAUGGAGUUCAGCUUUCAGGAGGACAGAAACAAAGAAUCGCCAUAGCUCGAGCUGUUCUGAAGAACCCACGCAUAAUCCUUCUGGAUGAAGCGACUAGUGCAUUGGAUUUAGAGUCACAACAGAUAGUCGUAGAUUCAUUAAACAAGAUUUCUGUUGGCAGAACAACCUUGCUUAUAACUCAUCGCAUGAGUACCGUAGCAAAUGCAAAUAAGAUUUUUGUUCUUGAACGUGGGUCCAUUGUUGAAGAAGGUACAUACUCCGAACUUAUGGAUCAAAAUGGUCCAUUUUGUCAACUGAUUCAGAUGCAGAAUAUCAGAGAAGAAUCCAAUAAACAAAACUCAAUUGGUCCUUUCUCUAUGAGCAAAAGGGCAUCUUUGAGAAAAUCUUCGGGAGAUGUUUUUCCAUCAUCGGAAAUAUCAUACCCAUCAAAGAAGACCAUUAUUAAGUUUUGGAGAUUUGUAAGAUUGAAACAGGUUUUUUUUCUGUUUCUUGGUCUCGUUGCAACUAUAACCAAGGCCUUGAUACCUAUAAUUUUUGGUGUUAUUAUUGCCUACGUGAUUGGAGCAUUCAAUCUGGAAGCUGGAAGGCUUCAAAAGGAAAUCAAAUUUUGGUGCAUAAUCAUUGCAGUGGUUGCUCUAAUAUCACCGGUGGCAGCAGUUAGUCAGAAAUAUAUCCUAAUUCAGGCUAGUUGUUGGUUAUUGAGGGCAGUAAAUCCCCUAUGUUUCAACAAGAUUGUGCACAUGGAAGUUGAUUGGUUUGAUCAUGUGGAUAACUCAAGUGGAGCACUUAGCUCUAGAUUGUCCACAAUUGCGGAAACACUAACCAAAUUUAUUAGGGACGCAGCUCCACAGGUUGUUCAGCAUGCAGUUACAGUAAUUGCUGGUCUUGUUGUGGUUUUAUCUGGAUCGUGGCAGCUAGCUGUUCUUAGCUUAGCAUUUAUACCUCUAGUUCUUUUCAACGGAUGGUUAGAACUUAAAUUCAAUGGAAACUCCAGUAAAAUAAUCAAGGUUCUCUAUGAGGAAGCAGGACAAGUUACAAAAGAUGCAGUUGAGCAUAUCAGGACUGUUGCAUCAUUUAGUGCUGACAAACAGGUGCUGCAAUUAUUCAAGAUCAAAUGUGAAGGCCCCUUGAAGAAGAGAAUCAAAUGUGCUUAUGCUGGAGGAGCUUCAUAUGGGUUAUCAUCCUUCCUUUUGUAUUUCAUCUAUGGAGCAACUUUUUAUGUUGGGGCCACUCUUAUAAGGGAUGGAAGAGCAACUAGUACUACUUUUUAUCUUGCACUUUUUGCACUGACAGAUGAAGUACUAAAUGUCACCAACUGGCUAGGACUCUUAAGAGAGUUCAACGUUGUCAAGCCCUGUUUGAGAUCUGUCUCUUCUAUUCUCAAUCUUGAAUCAAAGCUAGAUUCAUCAUUGGAUACAGGCUUGACCAUUGAGAGCCUAAAAGGAAGUUUAGAAUUCCAGCAUGUAAACUUCAGUUAUUCAUCAAGGCCACACAUUCAAGUGCUUAACGAUUUUUGCUUGUCUAUUCCUGCAGGCAAGACUGCAGCACUCUUGGGAGAAAGUGGUUCUGGAAAAUCCACUAUAAUUUCUUUGCUUCAGAGAUUUUACAACUUUAACGGUGGCCUAAUUCUGAUUGAUGAUAUUGAGAUUCAGAAGCUAAACAUAAAUUGGUUGAGGAAGCAAAUGGCUUUGGUGUCUCAGGAACCAGCUUUAUUUGAUGACACAAUCAAGGCCAACAUCACUUUUGGAUUGGACCGUGAUGUAUCUGAAGCUGAGAUUAUAUCUGCAGCCAGCCUAGCAAAUGCUCAUCACUUCAUAAGUAACCUGCCACAGGGUUAUGACACCGAAGUUGGACAACGCGGGGUGAAAUUAUCUGGCGGACAAAAGCAAAGGAUUGCAAUAGCACGCGCAAUAGUGAGGAGACCAAAAAUCCUGCUGCUGGAUGAGCCAACCAGUGCACUUGAUUUAUCAUCUGAACAAGUUGUUCAAGAGGCACUUAAUGAGGUCAUGGUGAAUCGAACGACAAUAGUGGCAGCUCAUCGAUUAUCAACAAUUAAGCAUGCAGACAUUAUAGCAGUUAUGAGGCAUGGAGUCAUUGCAGAACUUGGAACUCAUGAAUCUCUGCUAAAGUCACAAAAUGGCAUAUAUGCGUCUCUAGUAGCACUAAGCUAGCAAGAACACAAAUUCGACCGUUAUUACAGACUCUGCCGGUGCUGAUUCUGAGUUUG